AUGACACGCGCAAACACACAAAUCGAAACCGACGCCAUUGUCAUCGGUGGCGGUUUCGGAGGCUGCAAUUCUCUCUACAAGCUCCGCAACCUGGGUCUUUCCGUCAAGUUGAUUGAAGCGGGAAGUGCCUUUGGUGGUGUAUGGCAUUGGAACCGGUACCCGGGCGCCCGCGUGGACACCGAGAUGCCAUCAUAUCAAUUCAACAUCCCUGCGGUGUGGAAGGGAUGGAAUUGGUCGCAGCGGUUCCCCGGCGAUGAGGAGUUGCGUCGCUACUUUCAACAUGUGGACAAUGUCCUAGGUCUGAGCAAAGACACAUUUUUCAAUACCAUCGUCACACGUGUGCGGUAUGAUGCGACCACGAAACGUUGGGUUGUGCAUACCAAUACCGGUCUGGAAGCUACAUGCAAGUACCUCAUUGCUGCGACGGGGUCUUCGUACAAGAAGCAUUAUCCACAGUUCCAGGGCUUGAAUCAGUAUGCUGGAAAGCUUGUCCAUGCUGCGGAUUAUCCCGAAUCCCUCGACGUCAAGGGCAAGAGGGUGGGUCUUAUCGGCAACGGAGCUUCUGGAUUGCAGAUUGUGCAAGAUCUUGCAAAAGAGGACUGUGAGCUCAAUGUUUUCAUUCGAACACCCUGCUUUGCCAUUCCGAUGAGACAGCGGGAGAUCUCCUACGGAGAAUCUGAAAUGAUGAAGGGCUACUACGACGGCAUCUUUGACCGUUGCUACAAAUCUGUCACUGGCUUCCCUCACAACACCUUGUUCCAAUCAGCCCUCCAGGCCUCCCCAGAAGAGAGAAAGGUGCUUUUCGAUGAGCUGUGGGCGCGAGGUGGGUACAGCUUCCUUGUUUCCAACUACUACGACUUCCUGCUGGACGAAAAGGCCAAUUCCAUCUUCUACGACUACUGGGUUCAGCAGGUGCGGGCUCGCAUGACAGAUCCUGAGAAGAUGGAUAUGGUCGCUCCACUAAAGCAGCACAUGUUGGUUGGAACAAAGCGGCCCAGUCUCGAGCAGGACUACUACGAGAUGGUCGAUCGUCCCAAUGUCAAGCUGGUGAAUUUGAAGCAAUCACCAAUUGUUGAGUUUGAUGCCACUGGCGUGGUGACUCGUGAUGGUACUGGUACAAAACAUCAUGAUCUUGAUAUUGUGAUCUGUGCAACCGGAUACGAUGCCGUCACAGGCAGUCUUUUAGAUCUGGGAAUCACCGACAAAGAUGGCCACUCGCUAAAGGAGAAGUGGAGCAAUGGAAUUUUGACUCAUCUAGGCCUGAUGGUUCCCGGCCUCCCCAAUUUCUUCAUGGUUUACGGUCCCCAGGCGCCUACCUCCUUGGCUAACGGCCCACCUUUCGUCGAGAUGGAAGCUGACUGGAUCUGCAAUGUUAUAUCGAAGAUGAGAAAGGAGGGACUUGUGUCGAUCGAGCCAACCCAGAAGGCCGCUGAGGCGUGGCGCGACCAUGUCGUCGCUGUAAGUGAGCACACGUUGUAUCCGAAGACCGACUCUUGGUACAUGGGCUCCAAUAUCCCCGGCAAGCGGCGCGAGCCACUGAUUUAUUUGGGUGGGAUACAACGCUGGUGGCAGAAUUGCACGCAGGCCCUGGACAGUUGGCAGGGAUUCACAAUGGCUUAG
Messenger RNA from Penicillium mononematosum, 1620 nucleotides. Its product is annotated as flavin-containing monooxygenase. Gene Ontology annotation, molecular function: oxidoreductase activity. The transcript has a single exon. Lineage: Eukaryota; Fungi; Ascomycota; Eurotiomycetes; Eurotiales; Aspergillaceae. Bases 1 to 1620 code for a protein of 539 amino acids. The record is from RefSeq and is a predicted model, not a curated record.